Molecule: messenger RNA, 1692 nt
Organism: Linum trigynum
Lineage: Eukaryota; Viridiplantae; Streptophyta; Magnoliopsida; Malpighiales; Linaceae
Source: the annotation of a GenBank genome assembly
GUAACCAGGUUUGAAAAGGAAGAGUCACAAAUUUCCAUUAAUGAAGUAACAAAUAUGAGAGCUAGCUAAUCAUUCGUUUAAUAAAGAAAAGGUGAAUGGGGAGAGUUGGCUUCCACCACCAACAUUCUACUUCUGUAGUCUUUAGUUCAUGCAGCAAAUUAAAUGCCCUGCAGGCGGUAAGAAUUCCUCCCAUAAUAUAAUAGAGUCGCCUGGUUCUGCACCGUAUUAUGAUUGACAUGUGACGAUGACCACAUAUCUGGGCUGCGGCCUGCGCUCCUAAGCAAAACUGUUUGGACCGAUGCAAAACGUGAUUCCAAGACCCACUAUCGAUCAGAAGUUGCAACGGGCCAAGUGCAGUUGAAGGAGGCUGUUGCAAAAUUUCCCCUAUUUGCCAUGCAUGCACGCAUCAUCUUACCCAACAAAAUGCAAGGAUCGACUGGCCUUUACGUGAUGCCCAAGACCCACCGGGUCGGAAGUUGCAAUCGGCCAAUUGCUGUUGAAGGUGGCUGUUACAAAUAUUUCUCUAUUCGCCAUGCAUGGCAUCAUCUGUACUACAAUGGAUGAUAAUGAUGAGACAUGCAGAUCGUCUAAUAUGCCUACACUCUUUCUUCUUCUUUUUUUUCACUGCUCCUCCUCCGUCCCUAUAAAUAGGCCGCAUGCUACUCUCUCUAGUCUUUGCCCCUUCUUUUCUCCUUCUCCCCUCCUUGCUCAACUCUCUUUGCUUACAAAAAACACAAAAUGUCCACGCCCGACACCCACAGAGAAGGUUCCCACUCGAAUGAUCGCUCCGACGGAGUCGCGAUGGCGGUCGUGAUGGGAAUCUUGGUGGUGGUAGUAGGAUCCGUGGCCUUCGGGCUCUGGCUGCGCACCUGGUGGAACAAGCCACGCGCCCUGCCCCGCCGCGUCCGCGACACGCUCCCUCUGGGACGGUUCUCGGGAGAGCAGCAGGCGGGACUGUCGUCGUCCGACUGUCCCGUCUGCCUCGAGAACUUCACAGAGGGAGAGGAGUUCCGACUCCUGCCCCAGUGCGGCCACGCCUUCCACCGAGCCUGCGUGGACCGGUGGUUCGACACCCACCCCACCUGCCCCGUCUGCCGGCAGCAGGUCGUCGCCCACGUCCCGGCCGCACCCGCACCCGCCCCUGCUCCUGUCGCCGCCGCACCAGCACCCACACUCGCACCCGCCCCUGCCCCCGCCGCACCGGCACCCGCCCCUGCUCCUGUCGCCGCCGCACCAGCACCCGCUCCUGCCCCCGUCGCCGAGGAAGUUGAGAUGGCGGCGAGAGGGAACGACGGGGAGGAGGAGUAGUUGCCCCCUAGGUUUUUUUUUUUUUUUUGGUCGUAUUGUAAUAAACCAUGUAAUGUAUAUGUGUAGAAAUUCAUAUUUCAAAUGUAUUCUCUCUACUGUACGUUGUAUUUUUACUUCAUUUAAUUAAUUAAUCGAAGAAGAGAAUAAAUCAGAAAGCUUGGCCUGUUUACGUUGAAAUUUAAUUGGGCUUCCUCUUAGUAAUAUUUGUGUCUUGUAUGGGCUGACAAUGUUACAUGAGAAAACAUGGGCCAACAUCUCGCGUGUCACAUAAGCCCAAACUUUGCACGAAUCGUAAAAGAUUGGACGAAAAAUAUUUAUUAAUAAAUUCUUUUGCUGCCCCGUUUCAGAACAAGUAGACACGUGCAAUAAACACUAAAACACCUA